Messenger RNA from Musa acuminata subsp. malaccensis (wild Malaysian banana), 2118 nucleotides. RefSeq names its product class V chitinase CHIT5b-like. Gene Ontology annotation, biological process: chitin catabolic process; carbohydrate metabolic process. The record is from RefSeq and is a predicted model, not a curated record. Gene Ontology annotation, cellular component: extracellular region. Lineage: Eukaryota; Viridiplantae; Streptophyta; Magnoliopsida; Zingiberales; Musaceae. Gene Ontology annotation, molecular function: chitin binding; chitinase activity.
UUUGUUUCACUUUAUUUAUCUAAAAUCAGUUAUUUUACAAAUAAAUAAGUGCAUUUUAUUCCACAAUAUAGUUAUCAUCAAAACCUAGAGAUUGUAAUUGUAUAAAUAAAUUCUAAAUCAUAAGAUUCCUUUUCUGCUCCAUCUCCUAAAAUACUUGUAAAACCCAACAUUGUCACAUCGUGUCUUCUCUAUUCGAUUCAAUCUAGUAGUUUAAUAUGGACUCAAAAAUCAUAUCUAUUAAGCAUGGUGACUUUUCAACGGAUACCUCUUGCACUUCAACUUGACUUCGGCUCUCCACUUCUUCUUCUUCUUCUGGAUGCUCUUAUUUCUUAUCCUUCUUUUCUUCCCUUCUGAGUGUGGAAACUUUGAAUCAGAUCACCAGCUUGAGAACCAAGGGAAAGAACCGUGACAAGAAAGAAAGAGAAGGAAUUGUCAUGGCUUGCACUCCAAAGAUGCUUUACUAACAGUCCUCUUCACAAAAGACGGUCAGCUUUCCACUUUAAUGCAUGCGCUCCCGAGCUGCUCUGAGCACGCAGCCACCCACCCAGUGGUAACUCACAGGUUUUGAGGCCUACACACUGCGUUUAGUGGAAGCUUUCCCCUUCUCAGUGAAUCUAAGCUCAUCAAAGUGUUAUCUUUUCUAAAGUUCCACUUGCAGAUCUCAACUCUAGCUGUAUCCAACUACACUCACAGACAAUGACCAUCCUCAACCUUCUGCUUCCAACGCCUCCUCCAUCAAUCCAAAACUUGGCAAGAUGUACCAGAGUUCACUCUCCUGCCUCCUCUUCUACUUGCUAAUGAUCUCCACUUUCCUUCGUUUAGAAUGCCUGCAACAUUGUGAUACUGGCCCUCAUCAGGUUAGAGCUGGCUACUGGUUCUCCCAAGACGACCAUUACUCCCCUGUUUCAAGCAUUAAUGCAUCCCUCUACACUCACCUCUACUACUACUCUCUCUCCCUUGAUGAUGCCUCCGCAGUUGCAGUCCCGCGGCCUGACCAACUCCCGAUCCUUAACACUUUCUCGAGCACCAUCAAAUUGAGCAAUCCAUCUCUCAAGACCCUCCUAUCCAUUGCCACUGAUGAUCGCAAGAAUAGUGCUUCGAAUGCAGCUUUUUCUGCCAUGGCAGCUGAUCCAGAUCUUCGAGCAUCGUUCAUCAGUUCUGCCUUAGCAUUAGCCAGGGAGAACGAGUUUGAUGGGUUAGACCUGGCAUGGCAGUUCCCGAGCUUACCAUCAGAUAUGACCAACCUCGGAAUCCUGCUUGCAGAAUGGCGAGCUCGUAUCAGCAAGGAGGCUCAGAAUUCAUCAUCGGUUCUUCUGACAGUCACAGUGUACUUCUCAAACCACUUGUUUGAACAAUCAACUGACGACCUUGACUAUCCGGUAGAUGUAAUCUCGGAAAACGUUGAUUGGGUUAAUGCUCUCUGCUUUGGUUACCACAAGAACAGCAAUGCCACUACCAACAAUGCUGCACUCUUUGACAAGGCCUCCCACUUCUCUACAAGUUAUGGCAUCACCUCAUGGCUGGAUGCAGGAAUCCCUCCGUGCAAACUGGUAAUGGGAAUUCCUGCAUAUGGAAGAUCUUGGUUUCUCAAGAACAAAGUGAAAAAUGAACCAGGUGCUCCGGUAGUGGCCACAGGACCUCGGCAAAAGAUGAGCAACCAGACUGGCAUGAUGGCCUACUCAGAGAUUGAAGAACUCCUGAAAGAUCCUAGUUCUGAAUUCAUAUAUGACAACCAGACUGUGAUUUCCUAUUUCCACUCUGGAGGUCUGUGGGUGAGCUUCGACAGUCCAGAAGUUGUAGAGUGCAAGAUAAAAUUUGCUCGGCACAACAGGUUGCUGGGCUACUUCCUCUGGCCUAUCAGUUUCGAUGACCUGCAUCACACAAUAUCCAGACAAGCUUCUGAUGUGUGGCUCAGAAACUAUAAAUCCUCCUACAAAGAUGAUGAUGGCUUGGAACAGGCAGAAUCUCCUUUGGAGGCACCACAAGAAGAUGCACCAACUCCAUCAGCAGCUCCUUCUGGAUCACAACACAGGCUUCCAAUGAUCAACAAUUAUCAACUUGGUCUGUAUCUUUCACUGUGUUUUCUUUUCACUUAACAUUUUAAGGUGGCAUGAAACU